CUGGCAAACAGCCGCCCUGCUGCCGCCUCCGCGUACCGCAUCGCCGAAUGAGCCGCUCCGCUGCUCCUUGACACACGCACCACGCACCUGCGUACAGCGCAGCGACACGCCAGUCACAGGAGCGAUUAUCUCGCUAGAUAGAAGAGAAGGGCUACAGACGACACAAUUUGUCUUAUUAAGUCCGACGUUCCAGCCCAUCCCUCAUACCCGCACAACGUUGACGGAAAAGCUUUCACUCUGUGACUCAUAUUGGACCAGACGACUGGACCUCCACAGCGACAGAAGAUGUCGUCCAAAUGGUGCGCAAUGUCUGUGACAGCUUCUCUUACGCUGAUGGUUGGAAUGGUUUUGGCAAACGCCGAAUUACCGUUUCAGCAGAAGCAGACGCUGCAGCUGAAGAGCUUCUCGGAGUGUGAGGACCGCGGCACGGACGAGCUGCGCUUCGCGGUCACCCAGCACGGCGGCCUCUUCUCGGGCAGCAUCGUCUUGAAGCGGCCGCUGGACAGCAAGGUGCAGGCGGUGACAGAGAUAUCGCGUUGGAUGGACCGUCCUAGUGAGUGGGGCCGCACGUUCCACAUCCACCGCAUCGCUGACGCGUGCCGCGGCUUCCUGGGGAUAGUCCCCAGCUUCGGACGGUCCAUAUCCGAGUGCAUGGGCAUCGAAGAGGUCUGUCCGGUGCCUGCGGGCGUGUACACGCUGGACAACUGCGAGCUGAGGCUCAGCAACGUGAGUCGCCGCCUGCCGCCGGGGGAGUUCCGCCUGGCGGUCUCCCUGAAGAACGCCACGCACCUGUUGGGCCGCUUCAACAUCGUCGUCGAGGUGGACAGCCCCAGGCCCGAGUAGCGGCGGCGUCGCCACCGCCGUGGGACUUCUCGUCGCACAGGGAGACAUGGCGGCAGGCGCAGCCUAGGACUCGUCUGUUAACAUCGAAUGUCUCGAUAAAAAAAAAAAAAAUAAAGCAGAAGUGCAUUACCGUGUAAAGCCAUACACUUCUGUAAUGAAUUCUGUAAUAUAAUAUUUAACAGUUUGUAAAAAUGACUAUGCUCGAUAUUUAAAAGGAAUCACUUUGCCUAUUUUCUUUUUUUUUACGGUUAUGCGAUGUAAAUUAAAACUCUUUCGCGAAAAA
Messenger RNA from Schistocerca gregaria, 1126 nucleotides. RefSeq lists its product as uncharacterized. Bases 286 to 843 code for a protein of 185 amino acids. The transcript has 6 exons. NCBI's taxonomy places the organism in Eukaryota, Metazoa, Arthropoda, Insecta, Orthoptera, Acrididae. The record is from RefSeq and is a predicted model, not a curated record.